CACGUGAUCGUCUUUGUCUUGGAGUGCAAUAUCUCUGCGACAGAACGUUGGCUGUUUACGAAAGGAUAUUAAUUGAGAAUAAUUUGCAGACCAGGAUCGCAAAGCAAGUUCUCCAGUAAGCGGAGUGAUCGGGAUCUGAAUAUCAUUGACACUUAACUGUGAGAGGAAAGAGGUUUGACUGUUCUAUCCGUGGGAGAAUAUUCCUGGUAACUUGAAAGCAGGAUAUUCAAAUUUUUGGUUAGAUCACCCCUGGGGAUUUUGAACAUUGAAGGAAAAAGCACUGUUCACACCAGGGAGCAAUGCGUAUUGUCUGUGUGUCGAAGAGUCUGUGAAGAUUCAUCUGAAAUGUCCAAAGACCAGCGCAGUCACACUGGGGAGAGACUGUGGAAAUGUGGGGAUUGUGGGAAGGGAUUUAUUUACCCAUCCCAGCUGGAAAUGCACCAACGCAGUCACACUGGGGAGAAACCGUUCACUUGCUCUGAUUGUGGGAUGGCAUUCACUCAGUCAAGCAACCUGCUGAAACACCAGCGAGUUCACACUGGGGAGAGACCGUUUGCCUGCUCUGUGUGUGGGAAAGGAUUCGCGCAGACAUCUCACCUGCUGAAACACCAGCGAGUUCACACAGGAGAGAGGCCAUUUACUUGCUCUGUAUGUGGGAAAGAAUUUGCUUUGUCAUCCAGCCUGUUGACACAUCAGCGAAUUCACAAUGGGGACAGACUGUUCACCUGCUCUAUCUGUGGGAAAGGAUUCGUUUCGUCAACCAACCUGCUGAGACACCAGCGAGUUCACACCAGAGAGAAAUCAUUCACCUGUUCUGUUUGUGGGAAAGGAUUCACUCAGUCAUCCUCUCUGCUGGAACACCAGCAAGUUCACACCGGGAAAAGACCGUUCAUCUGUUCUGAAUGUGGGAAAGGAUUCACUCGCAUGUCCAAACUAUUGGUACAUCAGCGAGUUCACACUGGGGAGAAACCUUUCACCUGUUCUGAGUGUGGGAAGGGAUUUACUCACUCAUGCAACCUGCUGACACAUCAGCGACUUCAUACUGGAGAGAGACCAUUCACCUGUUCGGAGUGUGGGAAAGCAUUCACUCAGACAGUUCACCUGCUGAUACACCAGCGAAUUCACACUGGAGAGAAACCAUUCACCUGUUCCAAGUGUGGGAAGGGAUUUGCUCACUCAACCAAUCUGCUGAGACACCAGCGAGUUCACUCUGGGGACAGACCAUUCACUUGUUCCAUGUGUGGAAAGGGAUUCACUCAAUCAUCCAAACUGUUAACACACCAGCAAGUUCACCACAACCACAUUUGAAGGAUUUUGUUCUUACAUCAAGGAAUGAACUGUGAUCUUUGGGCUGUUUGUACUGAUGUCAUUAGUCCCUGCUCAAAACUUGAUCUUCUCUUGGGAAAUAAGGUAGGGCAGGUGACUGAGGGGUCAGUGGGGGGAAAUAUUUUGGGGCCUAUGAUCAUAAUUCUAUUAGUUUUAAAAUAGUUAUGGAAAAGGAUAGACCUGGUCUAAAAGUUAAAGUUUUAAAUGGGAGUAAUGCCAAAUUUGACACUAUUAUGCCCCUGAAAAGAACAGUAAGACCACCUAUGUGUGGGAACGCACGAGAUGGGUGAGAUGUUAAACAAGUAUUUUACAUCAGUAUUUACUGUGGAAAAGGAUAUGAAAGCUAGAGAACUUAGAGAAAUGAAUGUGUGUCUUGAAAAAUUCCAUAUUAUAGAGGAGGUGGUGCUGGAUUCUUUACAAAGCAUAACGGUGGAUAAAUCCCCAGGACCUCUUUAGGUGUAUCCUCGAACUUUGCGGGAAGCUAGGCUUGCGAUUGGGCCCCUUCC
Messenger RNA from Rhincodon typus (whale shark), 1832 nucleotides. RefSeq names its product zinc finger protein 623-like. The coding region runs from base 346 to 1308 and encodes 320 amino acids. NCBI's taxonomy places the organism in Eukaryota, Metazoa, Chordata, Chondrichthyes, Orectolobiformes, Rhincodontidae. Gene Ontology annotation, biological process: regulation of transcription by RNA polymerase II. The record is from RefSeq and is a predicted model, not a curated record. Gene Ontology annotation, molecular function: RNA polymerase II cis-regulatory region sequence-specific DNA binding; DNA-binding transcription factor activity. The transcript is spliced from 3 exons.